Messenger RNA from Trypanosoma conorhini, 1632 nucleotides. Its product is annotated as putative transporter, putative,major facilitator superfamily protein (MFS). Gene Ontology annotation, cellular component: membrane. The coding region runs from base 1 to 1632 and encodes 543 amino acids. The transcript has a single exon. The record is from RefSeq and is a predicted model, not a curated record. Gene Ontology annotation, molecular function: transmembrane transporter activity. NCBI's taxonomy places the organism in Eukaryota, Euglenozoa, Kinetoplastea, Trypanosomatida, Trypanosomatidae. Gene Ontology annotation, biological process: transmembrane transport.
AUGGCCACUGUGGGGAAGAAGCUCUACGAAAUGUGUCCAGACCAAACUGACGAGCGCGCGUUUCGUAGAUCCGCGAAGUCGUCACGGCCAGACGGGGAGCACGCCGAGGACGCCGUGAUAGUGAGGGAGGAGGAGGAGGAGGAAAGGCCGGGUUGCUGGCGACGGACCGUGACCCCACGGGUUGUUUUGGCCAUCUUCACCGCCCUGAACUUCAUCACUUACUACGACCGUGGAGCCAUCUCCGGCUGCCUAGCAAGUAUUAAGGAAGACAAACAGAUAGCAGGCGACACAGCAACCCUAACGGAUACGAAAAUGGGCUUCAUUGUUUCGGGCUUCAUGGUUGGUUUUAUGACAACAAGCCCAUUAUUCGCGGCAUUGGGCGGAACUGUGCCUUCCAAGUGGAUGAUUGUGGGAGGCAUGGUUGCAUGGGCGCUUGCGUGUGUAGGCACGGGCUUCGCAAUGUCGUAUGUGUUUCUCCUGGUGUGCAGAAUUAUUGUCGGUGUUGGUGAGGCAGCGUUUGUGGGAUUUACCGUGACUACUAUAGACCGUAUUGCGCCGCCGAACUCUCGCACGUUAUGGAUAGGUACAUUCUACUCCAUGAUGCCUGUGGGAACUGCGGUUGGCAUGGCAGUUGGGGGAAUAAUAAGUUCUUUUGGUGCAGUGGGAUUUACUGAUGGAUGGCGUCUUGUUUUUUUCUCUGAAGUCCUGGCCUCCGUACCCAUUGUGUUACUUAUCGCCUUUUUACCUGCAAUAUAUAACAUGCGCCAAGACUCAGAUGAGAAAGAAUAUUUCCCGCUGCACAAAGCAACUUGGAUUCUGCUAAAAAAUUUAAAUUAUGUAUUGAUUGUGUUUGGAUACGCAAUGUAUUGUUUUGUUCUCGGGUCCGUGGCUGUUUGGGGGAUCCCUAUGCUUAUACAGGGCCCUAUGCAGCUUUCCUACAUGAAUGCUUCGUUGAUUAUGGGGGGAGUGACGGCGCUUACGGGUGUAUUGGGUUCUGUUGCAGGGGGCCUUGCCCUUGACAAGAUAGGAGGACGAGAUGAGAAUAUGAACAUGAUCAAGGGACAAUUGCUUCUUGCUCUCACGAUCGCGGUGUCGGUUCCACUUGGUAUCGUUGCACUUUUUAUGAAGAACCUCGGCGUCUUUAUUUUCCUCCUGAUUGUGUCCGUGUUUGCCCUGUUUAUGGUGACUGCGCCUGUGAAUGCGGCAAUUAUGAGCGUGGUGCCGGAAGAGCUGAAGGCGUACGCGAUAAGCUACUCGGUCUUUGUCAUCCACGCGCUCGGCGACUUUCCAUCCCCGACUUUCACGGGUCUUCUGUCCGACCAGGUUUUUUCCAGAGGUUGCCCACGGCUGGACUACGCGAACUGCGUGCAUGACAGCGCCGACCACUGCCGAUGGGUGAACAGCACGGCCGACGCAUCCUCUGGCCACUGUGUGAGCGAGUAUCAACUGCGCGACGCCUUGCUGGUGGUCUUUUCCAUAAUGUUUCUGGCGGUGCCAUGUUGGCUCAUCGUGUGCCUGCGCAUGUGGCGCUCUCGCCGCCGCGCCUUCUCGCUGUCCGAGGGCAGCAGAGUCUCGCUGGUGGGUGAAGAAACGCACCAAGCAAAGGAGACAACUAGCGUCAGCGGUGCGUGA